Molecule: messenger RNA, 1326 nt
Organism: Pelmatolapia mariae (spotted tilapia)
Lineage: Eukaryota; Metazoa; Chordata; Actinopteri; Cichliformes; Cichlidae
Gene: ccnj
Product: cyclin J
Exons: 6
Coding region: 125-1189 (354 amino acids)
Biological process (GO): regulation of cyclin-dependent protein serine/threonine kinase activity; mitotic cell cycle phase transition
Cellular component (GO): cyclin-dependent protein kinase holoenzyme complex; cytoplasm; nucleus
Molecular function (GO): cyclin-dependent protein serine/threonine kinase regulator activity
Source: RefSeq, a predicted model, not a curated record
AGCAGCUACAACAAUGAGUGCGAGCAGAGCUUGUUUGGCUAGUUUGAAUAGAAGUUUUCUUCAGUGAAACUGCCCAUAAUAUUUCACUACAUGUGCUCUCUGGGUUUCCAAAGCACUGUAUUAAAUGGAGCUGGAGGACCAAUGGUGGAAAGGACAACUUGCUGCAGAUAUAUACCAGGCGCUGCGAUACAAAGAGCUCAAGUUACCUUCCUUCAAAGGUCAGUCCCCUCAGCUCAAUUUGAGGCGAUACUUCGCAGACCUCAUAGCCAUUGUCAGCAACCGCUUCAGGCUCUGUCCUACAGCCAGGCACCUUGCUGUCUACCUGCUGGACCUCUUCAUGGACCGCUAUGACGUCACGGUGCAGCAGCUUCACAUGGUCUCGCUCUCAUGUCUUCUUCUGGCCAGUAAGUUUGAGGAAAGGGAGGACCGGGUGCCGAAGCUGGAAACACUAAACAACCUGGGUUGCAUGAGCUCCAUGAACCUGGUCCUGACCAAGCAGGGUUUACUGCAUAUGGAGCUGCUCCUGUUGGAAACUUUCCAGUGGAACCUGUACCUCCCUACGGCGGCUCAUUUUACAGACUACUACCUCUCUAUUGCGGUCCAUGAGGGUGAUCUGCAUGAUGGCUGGCCUAUGACAUGCCUGGAAAAGACUAAACUAUACAUGGCCAAAUAUGUGGAUUACUUCCUUGAGGUUUCCUUGCAAGAUCAUGUCUUUUUGUGUUUUGCACCUUCACUGGUGGCUGCUGCGUGUGUGGCCGCCUCACGCCUGAUCCUUCACCUGUCACCUACAUGGCCACCCCGACUGCAGCGCCUCACAGGCUACGCAUGGGAGAACCUAAUCCCGUGUACAGAGAAACUACUCAUUGCACAUGACAGUGACGUCAAAGAGGCCAACAAGCAAAAGUGUCAGCAGCCCAACCAGCACCAGCAGCAGGGUCAGACAGUUUACCACACCUCAGCUCAGUACCUCAACCGAACAAAUGCGCAGUACCCCCAGCAAGCUCCACAGCCAGUCGCAGCCCCUAACCACCUGCCUGCCUCCUACCUCAGCCACUCCACUGCCAACGGCCCCCAGAGCAUCAACACCCAAACCAUCUCCACGUCGCUGGAGCCAAAGUCUAACAUUCCCAACAGGGCAUUCCAAGUCAGCAUGCACUAUACUUGCGCUGCUCCGUGCUUUGACAGAUGAUGGAUUUCCAAGGUUUAGUCAUUUUGGAAGAGGUAGAGUUAAGAUACUGCUAUCCAUUUCACCGGAUCAGAAGAAGAUGAAGAGGGAGGAAAAAAGAAAAAAAAAUCUUGUUUUUAAUUUGAAGAGUCUUGAUGAGA